Caenorhabditis angaria is the source of this 1333-nucleotide messenger RNA. Lineage: Eukaryota; Metazoa; Nematoda; Chromadorea; Rhabditida; Rhabditidae. The record is from the annotation of a GenBank genome assembly.
AUGGUGAGUUCAUGUUUUCUAUGAAUAUUUCUCAAUCUAUUAUCUUCAUAUUAUUUCAGUCUCGUCAAUCGACUCUUCUCAGUCCUCCAACAUAUUCUUCAACAUCCAAUGAUCCAACGACAAGUAUCGAACAACACAGACAAAAAGUUGAUGAGGAAUUUCAAAAAAUAUUUCGUCGUGCUCAAGAAGCUAUCAAUCAAGGAAUUCAACCAACUUUGAUUCCUGAAGGCAGUUCAGGAUCAUACUUUGUUUAUGGAUUAGAAGGGGAAAUUCUGGGUGUUUUCAAACCAAAAGAUGAGGAACCUUUUGCUUCUCUCAAUCCAAAAUGGCCAAAGUUUUUCCAAAGGUAUGCAUAUAAAUAUCUAAAAAUUGUGAAUCUAUAUCUAUUUUCCAGAAUGUUGUGUUUCUGCUGUUUUGGUCGUGCUUGUCUUAUUCCAAACACUGGAUAUCUUUCUGAAGCAGCUGCAAGUAUUGUGAAUGAAAUGUUGCAAUUAGAUGUUGUUCCAACUACACGAAUUGUCAAACUUGCAUCACCUUCAUUCUUUUAUUCAAGAUUUUUUGGUCAUUAUGAUGUUCGACCAAAAGAAGGAAGUUUUCAAUUGUUUGUUAAUGGAUAUGAAAGCGGAAAUACAGUUUUUGCUCGUUGGAAUUAUGACAAAACACUUUUGACUGACGAAGAAGAUCACAAAUUUCGAAUUUUGUUCCAGAAAAUGUGCAUUGUUGAUUAUGUUAUCAGAAAUACUGACAGACACAUGGAUAAUUUGUUGGUUCGACAUGUUCCUGGAAAAGAGAUCAAUUUGGCUGCAAUCGAUAAUGGACUUGCUUUCCCAGUCAGACAUCCAGAAUGUAUUUCAAGAUUCAGAACUUUUCCAUUUCGUUGGUCAAAUUUCUCUUGGGCACAAUGUGAAUUUGAUCCGAUUUUGAAGCAACAUGUUCUCUCAAUGCUUACUCCAAAUUUUGUUCAUCGGCUUUGUGUUGAUUUGAAGAAACUUUUCCGCCAUGGAAUUGGAAAUUCGAAUUAUAUGAUGGUUAAUAGUCAAUUGAGAGUUGUUAGAGGACAAAUUUGGAAUCUUCGAAUGGCUUUGUUAUCAAAUGAAACACCAGCUGAAAUGGCUCAACGUCCACCGGUUGUUGUCAAUCGAAAGUAUGUUGAUUUUGUCUUGAUUGUUUUCUAUAAACAAAUUACAGUUCAGAUAUCGCGGGAGUGAGCCAAAAACUAGCAACUGGGACGAUUGGUACACCCCAAAAUAUCCAAAUUGUACACAACAGCAAAUGUGCUAGCAAUUGUGCCGAACACAUUGAACACGAAGAAAUUGAGCACUUUUUGAAGUAA